Myiozetetes cayanensis is the source of this 487-nucleotide messenger RNA. It is a transcript of the gene BET1, whose product is annotated as Bet1 golgi vesicular membrane trafficking protein. Gene Ontology annotation, molecular function: SNAP receptor activity. The record is from RefSeq and is a predicted model, not a curated record. Gene Ontology annotation, biological process: endoplasmic reticulum to Golgi vesicle-mediated transport; vesicle fusion with Golgi apparatus. Bases 131 to 478 code for a protein of 115 amino acids. Gene Ontology annotation, cellular component: Golgi trans cisterna; SNARE complex. Lineage: Eukaryota; Metazoa; Chordata; Aves; Passeriformes; Tyrannidae. The transcript is spliced from 5 exons.
CCCGCUGCGGCCCCGCCGACGGUCGGGCCACCUCGUCCUGCGCCGCCUCGGCUGCCUCCUUCCCCUCGGCUGCCUCCUUCCCCUCGGCUGCCUCCUUCCCCUCCUCCUGUGGCAGGCUCCGGGCAGAGCCAUGAGGCGCGCGGGGCUGGGUGAGGGAGCCCCUGCAGGUAACUAUGGCUAUACCAGCAGUGGAUACAGUGUUUAUGAAGAAGAGAAUGACAGGUUAACAGAAAGUCUGCGUACGAAAGUCAGCGCCAUUAAAUCCCUUUCCAUUGAAAUUGGAACAGAAGUUAAAAACCAAAAUAAAAUGUUAUCAGAAAUGGAGAAUGAUUUCGACUCUACAGGUGGACUUUUAGGUGCAACUAUGGGCAGACUAAGAACACUUUCCAGAGGAAGCCAGACAAAGCUGUUAUGUUAUAUGAUGCUCUUUUCAUUGUUUGUUUUUUUUGUAAUAUACUGGGUUAUUAAACUGAGGUGAUGCAUGGUA